Andrographis paniculata is the source of this 1614-nucleotide messenger RNA. RefSeq names its product endo-1,4-beta-xylanase 5-like. Gene Ontology annotation, biological process: carbohydrate metabolic process. Gene Ontology annotation, molecular function: hydrolase activity, hydrolyzing O-glycosyl compounds. The record is from RefSeq and is a predicted model, not a curated record. Bases 1 to 1614 code for a protein of 537 amino acids. NCBI's taxonomy places the organism in Eukaryota, Viridiplantae, Streptophyta, Magnoliopsida, Lamiales, Acanthaceae. The transcript has 5 exons.
AUGGUGGCGGAUCCAGAAUUCAGCAAUAAGAACAAUGGAGGAGGAGGAGGAUGGCUUAAAGAUGUGCGCAAGGCAGUUUAUCAAACCUCCACAGAUGGCAGCACUUACUACGUUGCUCGUCUGUUUAGCAAUGAAUCCUCCAUUCUCGCUGAUUUCAACUUGGAGGCCGAUAAGCUUUACGCCUUCUCCGCUUGGGUGCAAGUGAAACAAGGGCAAAGCUUCAUCAAAGCUGUUUUCGAGACGCCGACGAACAACUACACCGCCGGCGCAGUCAUCGCCAAGCAGGGCUGCUGGUCGAUGCUCAAGGGCGGCGUCGUCGUCAAUGUUUCUGAACCUGCUCACCUUCGCUUUCAGAGCGGCGGCGACAAUUUGACGGCGGAGGUGUGGAUCGACAGCGUGUCCCUGCAGCCCUUCACCCGGGAAGAAUGGCAGUCCCACCGGGCCGCCGCCGUGGAGAAAUCCCGGAAGCGGCGCGUGAAGUUCGUGGCGGAGGACGCUGGCGGCAUGCCCUUACCCAACGCCACCGUCUCCGUCAAUCAGUCCCGCCCCGACUUCCCCUUCGGCUGCGCCAUCAACCAGUUCAUCCUCGAAAACCCCGCCUACGCCGACUGGUACCUCCGGCGAGGCUUCCGCUACACCGUCUUCGAGAACGAGCUCAAAUGGACCACGACGGAGCCGGCGCAGGGCGCCGUCAACUACACCCUCCCCGACGCCCUCCUCAACUUCUCCAAAUCCCACGGCCUCACCCCCCGCGGCCACUGCGUCAUGUGGGGCUCCAACAAGGCCAAUCCCGACUGGGUCAACAGCAUCACCGCCGGCGACGCGCCGCGGCUGCAGGAGGCCGGCGACGCCAGGAUCCAGUCGGCGAUGAACAGGUACAAAGGGGAGUUCUUCCAGUGGGACAUUGUGAAUGAGAAUAUGCACAAUGUGUUUCUGGAGGAGGUGAUGGGGCCCGACGCGUCGACGAGGUACUACAAGAAGGCCAACGAGAUCGAUCCGGCGACGGUGCCGUUUCUGAACGAGUACAACACCAUUGAGCGCCCGUUCGACAUGGAGGCGACGCCAUGGCAGUAUUUGCAGAAGGUGCAGACGAUUCGUGCCCAGGGGUAUAAGGGACCUUUGGGGAUCGGUCUCCAGGCACACUUUGCUGCACUCAAUUUGCCCUUCGUCAGAGCCUCCAUUGACGUGCUUCGCUCUGCAAAACUCCCAAUUUGGAUCACUGAGUUGGACGUUUCUUCCACCCAAGGCCCCAACCAGGCUCCAUACUUUGAGGAACUGUUGAGGGAGCUCCACGCGCACGAAGCGGUGGAAGGGAUAAUGAUUUGGGGGGGGUGGUGGCCCAAGGGUGGGUGCUACAAGAUGUGCUUGACGGACGACAACUUCAACAACUUGCCGGCCGGCGACGUGGUGGAUAAGAUCAUGGCGGAGUGGACUUACGGCAGAGAUGGAGUCCAGGGAACGACGGAUGCUAGCGGCAGCUUCAAGACGUCGCUGUUUUACGGAGAAUACGAAGCCAUUGUUAGUCAUCCUAAACUGGGGAAGCUGCCGACUGUGCAGAAAUUCAGAGUGGUUCCAGAGGGGCAGCGCCAGCGCAAUGUGGCGUUCAAGAUCUGA